AUGUUUUACAUUUCAGCACUGAGUGCAAAAGAGCUGAAGUGGUCUGGGUGCCUACAGUGUCCCUUUAAUGCCUGGCUCCGAGAUCACAGGAACAAGGAGCCAACAAACUGCAGGAAAAGCUGCUCAGAAAGGUUUGGAAAUGAUACAACCGACACAAAAACUUGGUAGGACACCAUUUCCUCUCCUAGUGUUUUGUUAUCUUAUUUUUAUAGUAACAUGCAGUCAUCAUAAAUACACAGACUUUAAAAAUCUGUAUCAGAAAGAAGAAUCAUAAAGUAGAAAACAGAGACUAGUCCGUGUCUUGCUUUGUGUCCAAUUAGGUUCUCAUUAAAAGAAAAAAAUGUCUUCACACCUCCCUCAACCCUCCUUCCCCACGCCUGUCCCCUCUCCUCGCCUCCCUCCUCCUCUCUUACACAAGCACGUUAUGAAAGCCUUACAUAGCUCACACUCUGUUUGUAUCUUAUUGUGUCCACAUGCCUAGUGGUGUCUUCUGUCUUCCCUCAGACUGGACAUAUUAACAUAAUCCCUGCUACUUUCACACCCUACCCUGCCUGCGUAACAUCCUGAUGUGGUGUGGAGUUAUCCACUAAAGUGGGAAUUGUAGAUACAAAUAAUCUGAAUGAAGAGAGAUCAGCAAUUUUCCAAUUUGAAAUUCCUAUUGAAUUCUUUUUAAAUUCACGACAAGUCACGCGUCAGUAAAUAACCCUGUCUGAUUAACCCUUUCAGUUCUGGGAAACUGAGAAAUGAAUUUGCUAAAUUCUAACCAGAAGCCAAGCUUGGGGUAUAGAAGAGCUGAAGAUUUACCAUUGAUUAUGUUGAUACAUUUGUAUUUACGUGUUUCAAUCUAUCACAGUUCAUUGUUUAGUAAAUAACCCCAUGGUUUAGGGACACUCCCAGCCAAUAGAAAAGCUGGUGACUUUUCUGUGAGGGCGUUUCCAGCUCAGCUGGAAGCCAAUCAGGAGUGGACACAGAAAUGUAAAGACAUUUAACCCUUGCAGGGUUUGUCACAAUGCUCCAGCUUGAUGGAGUAUAGCCAAAUUAAGAAUGGCUAAACUGGACAUAUAGCUGGGAUUUUAGCCUCAAUGUUGCCAUUUGGAUUUAAUUUGCUACAAUUUGGUGUUUAGUGAAUAACUCUGUUUAAGUGCCAGAGAGCUGGGCAAUAAAUGCUGACACAUUCAGAGUUGUUUACAAGACAAAGUCUAUGGUCCCAGUGUUCACUGAUCGGCCAUGGACCUCGCUGUGUCUUUGCUCCUUGUCUGUGCUGUCACUUUCUUGAUAUUGAUUUUUACCCGGAGCCGAAAACCCUCCAAUCUGCCCCCGGGACCCACGCCUCUGCCUCUGAUUGGGAACAUCCUGCAGCUGAAUUUUAAGGAUUUUGUGAAAGAUUUUGUGAAGGUCAGUGGAGGUUCUGCAGAUUCGGCCUGGGAUUGUCUUUUCAGGGAGACUGCCAGCAUUAAUUCAGAUUGUUAAAUCAGUGUAUGUGUACAGGACCCAAUGCACUCCCCUGUCUGGCACUCGAAAGGUUAACUGGUCACAAACUAUCUGACUGCUUUAUAUACAUGUGCAGAUUAGGAGAGUUCGUCAUUCUGGGUGUAAAUCUGUAUUGUUUCACAUUAUUCUCUAAAAUACCACUAAAUAUAAUAUAUUAAUCUAUACAUCAAUGAUAAAAUGUCACAUUUAUAGAGCAGAAAACUGGCAAACUUUUUAUAUAUAUUAGGCCUCUGUUCCUUUAUCAGAAUGUGUCCAUUUAAUUCUCUGUAUUCUGUCUAUUGUACAGCGCUGCAGAAUAUGUGGCGCUAUAAAAAAUAUAUAUUAAUAUACAAACAGGCCUGUCCUGAACUUUCCUUCUAUCUGCAUGUCACCAGGCGACAAUGUUUGUCUGUUAGGUGAUCAAGAGCAAUAGAAGUUAUAGGGAGAGUUAUAUGGAGUAAUAGGAGGAGUUAUAGGGAUGGUUAUAUGGAGUAAUAGGAGGUGCUAAAGGGAUGGUUAUAUGGAGUAAUAGGAGGGGUUAUAGAGAGGGUUAUAGGCAGUAAUAGGAGGUGUUAUAGGGAGGGUUAUAUGGAGUAAUAGGAGGAGUUAUAGGGAGGUUAUAUGGAGUAAUAGGAGGAAUUAUAGGGAGGGUUAUAUGGAGUAAUAGGAGGAGUUAUAGGGAGGCUAUAUGGAGUAAUAGGAGGGGUUAUAUGGAGUAAUAGGAGGGGUUAUAGAGAGGGUUAUAGGGAGUAAUAGGAGGAGUUAUAGGGAGGUUAUAUGGAGUAAAAGGAGUUAUUGGGAGGGUUAUAUGGCGUUAUAGGGAGGGUUAUAUGGAGUAAUAGGAGGGGUUAUAGGGAGGGUUAUAUGGAGUAAUAGGAGGAGUUAUAGGGAGGGUUAUAUGGAGUAAUAGGAGGGGUUAUAGGGAGGGUUAUAUGGAGUAAUAGGAGGAGUUAUAGGGAGGGUUAUAUGGAGUAAUAGGAGGAGUUAUAGGGAGGUUAUAUGGAGUAAUAGGAGGAGCUAUAGGGAGGGUUAUAUGGAGUAAUAGGAGGAGUUAUAGGGAGGUUAUAUGGAGUAAUAGGAGGAAUUAUAGGGAGGGUUAUAUGGAGUAAUAGGAGGUGUUAUAGGGAGGGUUAUAUGGAGUAAUAGGAGGGGUUAUAGGGAGGGUUAUAUGGAGUAAUAGGAGGGGUUAUAGGGAGGGUUAUAUGGAGUAAUAGGAGGAGUUAUAGAAAGGUUAUAUGGAGUAAUGGGAGGAGUUAUAGGGAGGGUUAUAUGGAGUAAUAGGAGGAGUUAUAGGGAGGGUUAUGUGGAGAAAUAGGAGGAGUUAUAUGGGAGGUUAUAUGGAGUAAUAGGAGGAUUUAUAGGGAGGUUAUAUGGAGUAAUAGGGGGAGUUAUAGGUUAUAAGGAGCAAUAGGAUGAGUUAUAGGGAGGUUAUAUGGAGUAAUAGGGGGAGUUAUAGGGAGGGUUAUAUGGAGUAAUAGGAGGGGUUAUAGGGAGGGUUAUAUGGAGUAAUAGGAGGAGUUAUAGGGAGGGUUAUAUGGAGUAAUAGGAUGAGUUAUACGGAGGGUUAUAUGGAAUAAUAAAAGGAGUUAUAGGAUAGGUUAUAUCUAGUAAUAGGAGGAGUUGUAGAGAGGGUUAUAUUGCAUAGUAAGCGGCGUUAUAGGCAAUGUUUUAUAUAGAGUAAUAGGAGGGGUUAUAUUGAAGGUUAUAUGGAGUAAUAGGAGAUGUUAUAUGGUGUUAUAUAUUAAUGAUGCACACACCCAUGGACAGCAGGACAAAGUUUAAAUAUUGAUUAAGGAGGAUCUAUUGUCCUCAACUCUACUAUGGCAGUGGGUGAGGGCUAUAAUAUUAAUAAGGGGGAUCUAAUGUUCCUCUCUUCCAUUACCCAGGGAGAGCAAGCAGGCACUAACUAACAAUGGACAUGCCACAAGGGCUAUAAUAUUAAUAAAUGGCAGAGACGUAGUGUUCCACUCAUUUAUCAAUAUUAUAGCCCCAACCUAACCAUGCUGGGCCUUUUAUUAAUAUUAUAGCCAUAGGAGCUGAAGAGUGAUACAAGGACUUUUGUUAUCAAUAUUAGAGCCACAUGCGAGGAUGUCAGGGGAAUACUAUGCCCCUAUUUCCUUUCAAUUAAGCCUUCAUCAACUGCCCAUGGAGGGUCAAGGAAUGGACACAAUGUCAAUACGUUGAAAUUACUGAAUUUCAGGUUUAUCAUUUUUAAAGAAGUAAAUAUGAGUAUUGCAAAUUUAGUUGAAAUCAGCUCAACCAAGUUUCAAGCAGUCUGGAGGAAGAUUAAUUGCAUGGAGUCCAUCGGUCGUCUUCAUAGUGUAUCCGACUAGAAGAGUCAAUAGCAUAAAUUGGUGCUUAGCAAAACCUCAAAAAGCUCUACCACUGGUUUCCAGAAUCUGAUCAAAUCUGAAAACUGCAACAUGAGAUGAAGCAGUACUCGGCGCAAUACUAUUUUCAUUGAACAUUUCUUUCCAUUUUGUCCAAACAACAUAAGCUCACCACCCUUUUCCUCUUUUCUGUCUUAGAUUGGAACUAAAUAUGGUCCAGUGUCUAUGGUAUAUUUGGGACCACGACCAGUGGUCAUAUUAAAUGGUCACGAUGUGGUGAGAGAAGCUUUUUUGGACAAUGGUGAAGUAUACAGUGAUCGAGGAAAGCUUGCAUUUGCUGAAAUGCUUUUCAAUGGAUAUGGUAAGCUGGAUCCAUGGCCUAUUUUUUUUUUUUUUUCUGUCGUAUAAAACAAAUUUGUAUUGCGGCAUGCAUUACUUCAAACAGGUGACUUCCUGCAUAGAUGUGUGUAACUAUUUUGGCUCCUAUUUUGGAGGAGGUAUAUGUGAUGUCCAGAUAAGUAUUUACAAAUAAGUAUAGCAUUUUAAUUAGUACAUUUUGGUGGCAUUUUUACACUAUGCACUAAUAUUUAGUCAAGCUGAUGUUGGCCAUAACAUGUAGUGUGAGGAACAGAGUUGGUUUUAAUCAAUUCUGUUUGUGACGAAGUGCACUUGGUCCUGGAGAGGCCUGCUUGCCAGCCUCCUGCCCUGUGACUAUGGCCCCUGGGAGAUUGUACCCUUUUAAACCAACAUUUGGGCUUAUGGACUUUUAUUGGACUGUGUAUGGCCCUUUAAGAACUCUGUCUAGGCACAUUGUGACUUUGAUGAACAAUGCCCCUUUAAGACUAUGGCCCCUGGAAGAUAUUGCCUGUUAAAAACUCUAUUUUAGCAGAUUGGAUUUUAAAAGACUCUUGCUGCCCCUUUAAAUUGUAUUGGAGCAGUUCUACAGCUUUAAAUUGACACUUCAGAUGCAGCUGAAGUAGUCGAAAUGGCCGCCAUUCGACAAACUAACACGUGGCGGCUGACAUCUUUGUUCAUUCGGACGCAGUCAGUGGUGUGUGCCCCUGAAUCUAUGGAACUGAAAUCUGCUACACAUUUCCGCGAACACCUCUGACCCGUACGUUCUCCCUCCACUUAGUCUCUGGCCACAGUGUCAAAGUCCCAUUCGAAGAUUCGAACGCACAUUCGAAUGGGACUUAGUCAAAUUGACUGACCGCACAGCCCAAAUCUAUGGAACUGUUUUGGGCCGGAAAAUGUGCUUGCGGUCGUGAUGUGAUGUAUACUUUUAAAGUUAUGAAUAUUGUAUAAAAACUGUAUAUUUUCUGCCUGUGAUAAUUAAGUUAGUCUAUUGUGUUGAGAUAAUUGUAUCACAGGCAGAGGGGAUGAUUUCUGCUGGAAUGAAUGGGAGUGGUUUACUUUAUUGUAUGUGUUGUAAUGUUUUUAUUGGUUGUUCUGAAAAACCCCUGUGGGUGGUUCUAUGUAUGGAAAACCUGCAUAAAAGAAGGCCCUUUGGUGCCAAGUAAACAGAUCUUUUUGACCUUCAAUACGUAGCCUUGUCUCGUUAUUGGAGGGAACUGCUAUAAUCACACUGGGGAUUGCUAUGCUCUGCAUACUCCCUUGAGCUUUAAAUCACCUAGCUUUUCGAAGAGCUGUUCCUGAUACGCUCUCCUGGAGGUGAGGUCUUCCCCACACAGUCCUGGAUGCUGGAGGUUCAUACAGGGUGGAAGGAAGAGGUCUUUUCUUACAUGGUCCUGGAGGACAGAAGCUGAUCCAGGGUGGAAGGAAGACGGCAAGGCUCCAGUUAAGCUACGGUGGUUGUGGAGUCUGUGGUGGUUGUGGUGUCUGGUGCGGUGCUUGUGGUCCUUGGCGUAAGCUAGAAAGUGCCCAUCAACGGAAGCUACUCUGUCAGAAGAACGGGGAGUUCCAUUACACUGUUCAAGACACACAAAAAGAAAACAUGCUGUCCUGCAAUGGUUUAUGUUUUUCUAUAAAAAAAAAAAAAAUAUAUAUAUAUAUAUAUAUUUUACAUAUUAAUUACCGGAUAGUUGAAUUAAGUUAAAUAUUAUGGUAAACAAAGAAUCUCCUAAACUUACAGGGCUCCUCUUCAGUAAUGGGGAGAGGUGGAAACAGAUGAGACGGUUUUCGCUCAGCACCCUGAGAAAUUUUGGAAUGGGGAAAAGGAGCUUAGAAGAAAGAGUGCAAGAAGAAGCAAAAUGUCUGGGGGAAGAAUUCCAAAAGAAGAAAGGUCUGAGAAAUAAUUGGCAGUAUAUGUAAUCUUGAAUAUAUUAAAGCUUGGCUGUAUGUUCGAUCACUUUCUUCUGAAACUCCUCCUUAGCCCAAAGUGGAUUAAAUAAGUGAUUAAAGAUGUUCUGCCCUGUAAAGUCCAGUGCCCUUCUCUUUGUGCUUUAUUCCUUAUUUCUGUCCACCUGGGUCAAUGAACAUCUACAACAUUGUGUAUUUUUUUUCACGGUUUCCUCAUCUUGAUAAUGUCUGUUUUGUCAAUUUCCCCUUCUCUCUCAUCUAUGUCAACAAUUUGAAUAUAUAAAAGUAUACAAUUUUAUUUUACUUUUUUUUUUUUUUUCGUCAUUGCUUUUCCAGUUUCUCAGCUCUCACUCUUUGAAUUUUUCCUACAGGAGAACUAUUUGAUCCCACUUACCUAUUGAGUCUAGCUGUGUCCAACGUUAUAUGUUCAAUUGUUUUUGGGGAUCGCUUUGACUAUGAAGACAAGGAUUUCCUAGCUAUGCUGGCUUUGAUGAAGGAGACAUUCCAGAUUUUGACUUCACCAUGGGGUCAGGUUAGUUUGUGUCCAAUUAUUGCAGAGAUUGACAAACUUCUCUCAAUUCAGAGCUGGGAAGGCCAAAAUGGAAGCCAUAUUGUUAUCAUACAGGCAUCCACAUAGCUCCCCAAAUUACGGCGCUGUUUAGCAGAUAGCGUCUUUAUUUGGUGUCUUUAAAUAUGGCAAUCCCACAGAAGGAUUAUCACAGUUUCUAUUAAACAAAUGAAAGAUCAAAAUAGAAAGGGUGAAAAAAGCCUGUGGCGAUACGGCCCUGGAGUCUCUGGCACUGCCAGUUUAGGCACACUAUUGUCUGUGGGUUUCUAUUACCUAACCUGUACCACUAAUUGCUAGGAUUCAGCUUUGGUAAAGGCAGGAUAUAUACUGCAGAGUUGCUCCGGGUACUACAGUCUAUUCUACUGCAAAGGUCCACUGGCAAUUGCUGAAUGAGUAACACUCUAUAGUGGGCGAUAGAUGACUGUAGAGUUACUUCAAGAAAGAGACACAACCAGCUUAUUUUUGAUGUAAGCAGGAGCAAGAAAGGGUUAUCUUGAUCGGCCAUCUAGAUAUCUGGACCUGCAUAGAGAGCUGCUCUCCCUCGCCCUCGCUUGACCCACUGCUGAAUAUACAUACACACUGCUCUGUGUAUAAUACAGGUACACACACAAUACAGAGAUGAUUAUGUGCAUUGCAAACAGUAUCUCACAGCGUCCGUUAUCUUUGCCUGACAAUGCACCUUAGGGCGCAGUGAGCUUGCAACUUGCACAAAACAAAUCAGGACGAUCAGGCCAUCCAUCACAAAGUCCUAUUGACCUUUCAGCUGUUUUUUAGUAGAUUUUUAAAUUUCAAGAGCAACCAAACUUUUUCUAAAUUUAGACUUGUUUCAAAUUUUAUAAUUUCUGAAUUUUGUACGAGCCAAGAUUCAAGAAUGAAUGAAACGAAACACUUUUUUUUUUCCACUCCUUCCACAUCGCAAGUUUUGUCAAUGAAUUGAUUGCUGUCAAAUUCUCACUCAUAAUUGUAAAGUGUUGCGGAACAAUUUGGCACUAAAUGUAGAAGAUGAUGAUGAUGAUGAUAAUAAGAACUGCAAAUAACCGCUAUUUUAAAGUGGUGACAUUUAAUUGCAUUCACAGAUUAAUAUGGACAUUGUAUGCUGCAUGAUGUGAGAACUUCAGAAGGACUCUCAGUCCGUACCAUUUCAGCAAAAACAUUAAAGCAGUAUUAGAAACAAUCCCAAUCUUUUAGAACAAAAAUGUAUAUACAAAAUUAGAAACAUAGAAUGUGACGGCAGAUAAGAACCAUUCGGCCCAUCUAGUCUGCCCAAUUUUCUAAAUACUUUCAUUAGUCCCUAGUCUUAUCUUAUAGUUAGGAUAGCCUUAUGCCUAUCCCACGCAUGCUUAAACUCCUUUAAAUUCACAUAGAUGUUAUGGUAAGUUUCUGUAGACAAAAUUUCAAAAGCUUUAAAUGAAUUUCUUAUACAAUGGCUCUCAGAGAAUUAUUGAGAUGAGAAGUUUAGGGGAGUCAUGCUCGUCCAAUCAAAUUUUUCCCAUUGGUAGGUAUUGCAUACAAUGCUACCCUAUAGUCAGCAUUUGAUGACGUUUGACAGUGAAUAUCACAUAACAGAGUCAAACUCUGUAGAUUUUGUGGAAGAAUUAUCUUAAUUUUUUGUGCCACAGACAGAAUGCUAAAUUAUGAAUCAAAAUGGCAAAAUUAAUAAUCUUUCCUUGCCCAAUGCGUUUGGUUCGUGAUUUGGUUACAUUUCAGAUCGGAGUGUGGGGAUUUGUACAAUCAUGCGAACGGCCCCAAUUCAGACAAAUUGCUGUUUGUAAUAAAACAAAUAUCCAAGUCUAUCUAUGAAUCAGUAAUUUCUUCAUAAUAAACUAUAUUAUGAAUAAAUAACUUAUUGAGAUGUUUGCACUUAAAUUACACAUACAAGUACAAUCACAAUGACAGGUUCACUAAUAUGCACUUAUUUUGCUCACCCCACACCAUGUCUCACUAUUUUAUUUUUAUUUUUUUAUUUUUUUAUUAUUCCUAUGCUUGCUGUAUCCAAUCCACACCAGCAAAUCAUUCAUUUAGUCAUUAAAAAAAAAAAAUAACAAGACAAUUUUGUUGACAGUGCCAUUGGUCUAAAACUAUUAAGAAAUCCAUUAAUUGUAUCUGUAGAUAUUUCUUUGAAUAGAGGAAAAGGUAUUUUGUGUGUGUGUUUUUGUUUGUUUUAUUUAUAUAAUUUUUUUUUUUUUAAAUCCAAUAUUUUACCCAGAUCUUCAACUUAGCCCCCAACUUCUUCAAGCCCUUUCCUGGCUCCCACCAUAAACUUAUUCGGAAUUUUAAUGUUUUUCGAGAAUACGUGAUGGAGAAGGUGAAAAUUCAUGAAGAGACUUUGGAUGAAAACUGCCCCAGAGAUUACAUUGAUUGCUUUAUCAUCAAGAUGAAGGAGGUAGGUGUAGGGAAAAUGGAAAAAAAAAAAAUAACCUAACUAAUAAUAGGUUUGUUUUAUAUUUGGAAACCUAAAAAAAAGAAAUAAACUCGCCUUAUAUGUAGUGUUGCCCUGCGCUCGUUGCUGUGAGAUCUUCAUUCUCAUAGAGAAGCACUGAGAAGGAUUAAAGGAACAUUAUAGUCACCUAAAUUACUUUAGCUAAAUAAAGCCGUUUUAGUGUAUAGAUCAUUCCCCUGCAAUUUCACUGCUCAAUUCACUGUCAUUUAGGAGUUAAAUCACUUUGUUUCUGUUUAUGCAGCCCUAGCCACACCUCCCCUGGCUAUGAUUGACAGAGCCUGCAUGAAAAAAAAAACUGGUUUCACUUUCAAACAGAUGUAAUUUACCUUAAAUAAUUGUAUCUCAAUCUCUAAAUUGAACUUUAAUCACAUACAGGAGGCUCUUGCAGGGUCUAGCAAGCUAUUAACAUAGCAGGGGAUAAGAAAAUCUUAAUAAAACAGAACUUGCAAUAAAGAAAGCCUAAAUAGGGCUCUCUUUACAGGAAGUGUUUAUGGAAGGCUGUGCAAGUCACAUGCAGGGAGGUGUGACUAGGGUUCAUAAACAAAGGGAUUUAACUCCUAAAUGGCAGAGGAUUGAGCAGUGAGGCUGCAGGGGCAUGUUCUAUUCACCAAAACUGCUUCAUUAAGCUAAAGUUGUUCAGGUAACUAUAGUGUCCCUUUAAGAGCGUUUAAACUUUCAAGGACCUUUUUAGGAAAUUCCUCUAGGUGCUUUCAGCCUGGCAGUCAAAGCAGAUAUGUUCUCUUACGUAUAAACAAUGCCUUUUCGUAAACAUGGCAGAGAUAUACUUUUUUUUUUUUUUUGAGAUUCCGGCAACAGAAUCUUGAGCUAACACUCCACAAUGCAAAGCAUUUUGGAGCAAAUUAUUAGCGUGCGUACUUCCAAUUAACUGGACUUUAGUCUUUUAUAUACCGUAAUUAAUUAUAAACUCAAAGCACAUUUCUCUUUUUGUUCCUCAGGAGAAAGAUAAUCCUAAUUCCGAGUUCAUCUAUGAGAACUUGUGCGUUAACCUGAUUCAGCUAUUUUUUGCAGGAACAGAGACCACCAGCACGACCCUGAGAUAUGCAAUCCUCAUUCUCCUGAAACAUCCAGAGAUACAGAGUAAGAACUGGGCCACUAACCCAUCUACAGGCAUGAUGUAAACUGCAAGUUUUACAUUACACAUUAGUAAAUAAUCCUGAUAGCAACUCUACAUCUUCUACGCUCUCACUACUGACUGAGUAAUCAUUUGAAAUAACAUGAUCCAAAUGGCAAAAUGAUAGUGUUUAGCAUCAUUAUUGUUGGUGCAUAGUCAUAAGAGUGUCGGCAUCACCGCACUAUUCGUAAUGAGAGUGUUUUGAUGUCAAAUGAAUGAUACGGGUUUAAUUAGUAGACAGGUUAAAAAUAAAACUGAUGUUUAAUGAAUGAUGGAAAGAACGAAUGUUCAGUUCCGCAUUUUCAUUCACCACCACGCAUGCGAUGCUGCAACCAAUGACAAUGCAGUGAGCAUUUUGUGAACAGAUCAUUAUGCAGUCCUAGGGAGUGUUUUAUCAACCAAUCAUUUGUCAAUUUUCUGCACAAUUUGACCAACAGAAGACUGCCUCUCAGUUUUUCAUCAUAUCUUGAUCCUGGAACGCUGAGUGUGAGACAGUGAACUAGCAUCAUUGUGCUGGUGGGCGUGUGUUGUCAAUUGGGUUUUUUCAGGUUAGAGCUAGUAGCUGAUAGAAUCAAGAGUUUGAAGAGAAUUAAUCUUUCCCUAGGGUAGGUAUUCCCAUGUUAGUUGAGGGUUGCUUAUGGCAUUUAUAGUCCAUAGUAAAUUUAAUGAGGGUACUAGGUAAGUGUAUGUUCUUUGGAUUUUGUAAUACAGAUUGGGGUACACCACUACAAAUUAAUGAUAAUUUGCUCAUUUUAAUGCCCAACUGUUACAGUGCCACAUUAUAUAUUUUUUUCUUCACAUAUACAUUACAUUUUAUUUUGAUUUUGCAGAGCAAAUACAAGACGAGAUUGAUACUGUUAUAGGGAAAGCCCGGAACCCAUCAGUCGGAGAUCGGUUAAUGAUGCCAUACUUAGAUGCUGUAAUUCAUGAAAUCCAGAGAUUUGCAGAUAUUUUACCGCUUGGGCUUCCGCAUGCUACAUCAAAAGAUACAAGCCUCAGAGGAUACACUAUCCCAAAGGUUAGUAAACACAAAAAGAUUACCAUGAUUCAAAAUCUAAAUGAACCAUCUAGAAGCCAUCAAGUCAUUAAACAAUACUUGCAUGCUGUACCGGUUAAGGAAACCCCCAUUGUCCGUAUUCAUGCUUCAACAUCUUACUUGGUAUCCAUGGGACACAGUGCCCCACUUCCACUACUUCAGCCAGAGACCUCUGUCUGAGCUAACCCUGUUGAUGGUAACCCUCUCAACCAAUGAGCUAGCCUUUCAAGCACUCAGGCUGAGGUAGUGGAGGUGGGGGGCAGGGGAGGGGUCAAACAUCCUGCUUACCAUAUGUCUACCAUCUUCCUCGCCAUGUGUCCUCCUCACCAUGAGACACUGCUAUAUGUAGACACUUGGUGGGUGGAUGGGUCAAGCUCAGGCUAUAUGUAAACACUUAGUGUGAGGCUGGAAGGGGAUUGUGUUUAAUUGGUGGUAGAAUAGGGAAAGAAAGUGUGAGAAUGGUAAUCAAGACUAGAUAAAGAUAUUGGUGUAAACAGACUCAGCUUACAUAAUGUGAUGUUAUAUGUGUUCAAGGAGUGGUAGAUUAAAAAAGAGGCAGUGGCGUAUGUAACGGACCGUUUUGCACACAAGGGGUAAAAACCGUUUAGGCGAUCGGCCCCCUUUCCAGAGAUACAGGCACAGCUACUGCAGAACAUCAAACUCCCAAACUGGAUACAAAAUAGCACUCCAACUCCCGAACUGGAACCUCCCAAAUAGCUGCUAGCAGACGAACAGGAAAAGCAGACAAUCAGCUUACACUCCUGGCAAUCAGUCUCUAACAGCAUACAGUGAAUCCCCCCAAGAACGAGACAAGGCUCCGUGUUGAGGGUCAAGCAGUGGUCUGAGGUGCUGGCACACCCAGCCUGGUUUUUAUUACAGUCUUGCAAAUACAGGACCGCCCACAGGGAGGUAUAAAAUAUCCAGUAACAUAUUAGUUACAACUCACAGAUUCCCUCCCCCUUAUCCUGAGAGGUAACCCAAUUACCUCUUCCUUUUUACCACAAUGCAUCCUGGCUUCCUCUCCUCUGCCCAGGAGAUAAUUGAGAAGUAAUUAAAUUAUCUCCCAGGACAGAGACAAGACUCCAUUAUGCACAUGGUGACACAAAACAAGCAUUACUGUAAAAAUACACCAGGUAAGACACAUUACAUUAGAACUAUACAUUUAACAUAUCCCCAGAUAGCUCAGGUCUGAGCGCACAUUAUUAAGUGAAUGGCGCUCAGACCACACGAAUACAGUUUAAUCGCCAUGGAGCCAAAGUCUUUACAGUCAGUUUCAUAUGAAUGGGCUCCAUGGGAUUCCUAUCUGGGGUAUAACACAUUCAAACAAAUCUACCGAACCCCAGGCAGAAAAGCACGAAUGAAGCUUUUCUGCAGGUAAAAAAGAUGUCUUUUAACAGGGGGCCAUAGUCCAAAGGCAGCAGGCGAGCAACCAGGCUUCUCCAAUGCAAUGUGGCGAGAUUGGUCUCGUCACAUCUCUCCCCUUUUCCAAACAGACUAACAGGGUAUCUGACCUCCUGCCGGUCAGUGCCCUUGUUAGUCCAGCAGCCCACCCACAAAACACAAUCAACAGCACAGCCCACCCACAAUAAAUAGUUACUGCACCUGGGUAGAGGAGAAGCUUGUCCAUGUCCAGGUGCCUCACCACGGCUGUGCUGGGUACGGGUACGCUGACUUGGUGGGGUGCUGCGUGGGCAGAGACCAGCGUCACUCUGCCCUGUUGCCAGCGCUACUGGGAGGGUAGCCUGGUUGAAGCCUGGUUGUUGGAGGGGGAGACCGACUGUCUCCCCUUUGGAUACUCUAAGCUGUCGCUGGGGAGAGGGGGUAACAGGCUCCUCUCCCGAUAGAACACUCUGCCGCUGGGGAAAGGAGACUGAGCUCUCUAUUCCCUGCCCAUUAAUGAUCCGCCGCUGGGGAGAGGUGGUAGCAAGCUCCUCUCCCAUACAUACUUUCAUCCUCUGUGGAGGGAGACCGACUGUCUCCGCUCCCAAUACAGUGUCCUGCUGCUGGGAAGGGGAGACUGGGCUCUCUAUUCCCUGCUGGAUACUCUGCCGCUGGGGACUGGAGACUGGGCUCCCAAUUCCCAACCAAUAACACUGCUGCUGGGGAAUGGAGACUGGGCUCCCAAUUCCCGGCACAUCACUCGGCCGCUGGGGAAUGGAGACUGGGCUCCCAAUUCCCAAAAAAUCACGCUGCUGCUGGGGGGCAGGAACAACUACCUCUGCCCCUGUAGCUCAGCCUGCCGCUGGGGAGGGAGGACGCUGCUCUCCUCUCCCUGCACUUCACACUGCCUUCCCGGCAUAUCACUCUGCUGCUGGGGGGCAGGAACAACUACCUCUGCCCCUGUAACUCAGCCUGCGGCUGGGGAGGGAGGACGCUGCUCUCCUCUCCCUGCACUUCACACUGCCUUCCCGGCAUAUCACUCUGCUGCUGGGGGGCAGGAACAACUACCUCUGCCCCCUGUAACUCAGCCUGCCGCUGGGGAGGGAGGACGCUGCUCUCCUCUCCCUGCACUUUACACUGCAGCUGGGGAAUGGAGACUGGGCUCCCAAUUCCCGGCAUAUCACACUGCCGCUGGGGAAUGGAGACUGGGCUCCCAAUUCCCUGCAUAUCACACUGCCGCUGGGGAGAGGAGACUGGACUCUCUCUGUCCCGCAACUGUAGCUGCCGGUGGAGGUCCACCCACCGUGGCAGCUGACCGUCACCCUCUGCCUGGUACAGCAGAGUCUUGAAUACUAGACUCCUCACGAACUUCACGGAUUUCUCAGCUGGAUUAGGUCCGAAGAAGUUCAGCCGCAACCACAUCAUACGGUCAAAUUCCUGUACAGAGUAUCUGUUCUCCACUGCUGGUUCCAUUCUGUUGCUGUCAGGGUCGCUGUACUGAGACAUGCGUUGCCCUCAAAUUGUAAAAUCCACGGAAUGGUGUCUCCUGUAGCUGUCCUUCUGGCUGUAGGAACGAUCCCGCCGCUUGCCACCAAUUGUAACGGACCGUUUUGCACACAAGGGGUAAAACCGUUUAGGCGAUCGGCCCCCUUUCCAGAGAUCCAGGCACAGCUACUGCAGAACACCAAAACUCACGAACUGGAUACAAAAUAGCACUCCAACUCCCGAACUGGAACCUCCCAAAUAGCUGCUAGCAGGCGAACAGGAAAAGCAGACGAACAGCUUACACUCCUGGCAAUCAGUCUCUAACAGCAUACAGUGAAUCCCCCCAAGAACGAGACAAGGCUCCGUGUUGAGGGUCAAGCAGUGGUCUGAGGUGCUGGCACACCCAGCCUGGUUUUUAUUACAGUCUUGCAAAUACAGGACCGCCCACAGGGAGGUAUAAAAUAUCCAGUAACAUAUUAGUUACAACCCACAGAUUCCCUCCCCCUUAUCCUGAGAGGUAACCAAAUUACCCCUUCCUUUUUACCACAAUGCAUCCUGGCUUCCUCUCCUCUGCCCAGGAGAUAAUUGACAAGUAAUUAAAUUAUCUCCCAGGACAGAGACAAGACUCCAUUAUGCACAUGGUGACACAAAACAAGCAUUACUGUUAAAAUACACCAGGUAAGACACAUUACAUUAAAACUAUACAUUUAACAUAGACCUGAUAGCUCAGGUCUGAGCACACACUAUUAAGUAAAUGGCGCUCAGACCACACAAAUACAGUUUAAUCGCCAUGGAGCCAAAGUCUUUACAGUCAGUUUCAUACGAACACAUUCAAACAAAUCUACUGAACCCCAGGCAGAAAAGCACGAAUGAAACUUUUCUGCAGGUAAAAAAGAUGUCUUUUAACAGGGGGCCAUAGUCCAAAGGCAGCAGGCGAGCAACCAGGCUUCUCCAAUGCAAUGUGGCGAGAUUGGUCUCGUCACAGCGUACAUACCAGGGUCGCAUGGGUCACGUCUGCGACCGGGCCCGGCCCACCAGGGGGCCCGGCCGCCCCUGCGACCUGGUAUGUACCCACGAGGCUGGCCCUGCUGACACCCGGCAGGCGCGAGGGAGCACUUUCCCCUGAGUGCUUCCUCUUUAGCUCCCUCGCGCACCGCACUGAUACUGGAACCGGAUGAUGUCAUCUUCACGGAUCAAUUUUCGCACCGGGGCCCCAUGGGUCAUGUGUACGCCACUGAAAAGAGGAAUGCUAUUUUCUGGGGUUGCUGAAAAACUGUCCAUUUUUUCGAUACAUUAUCACAUAUUCAACAUCUAUCUGAAAUAGUAGCUGUUAUUAUGCAUUGAUGGCAAUUUCUUCUUCUUAUUAUUCUUAUUAUUGCCAUUUCAUCUUCCUAUAGGGAACCACUGUAUUCCCCAUGUUAACCACUGUCCUGAAGGAUGAGAAGUACUUCCCGGAUGCUCAGAAGUUUGACCCGGGCCAUUUUUUAGAUGGAAAUGGUUCUGUAAAGAAAAAUGAUGCCUUUAUGCCAUUUUCAAUAGGUAACUUUUAAAAUGUGUUUAAGAGAUACACUGUUAUUUUUCUUUUUUUAGGCUCAGUAAAAAUGAAGUUUGCCUUUAUGCUGUUGAUGGUUUGGUGGAUGGGAGCGGGUCUCUAGACAGGGAUGGGGAUAGGACCCAAAUAAAGGUAUUUACAGCUAGGAGUGGCUAAAUGCAAAGAUAAGGAUGGAGGCUUGGGUGGAGAGAUAAGGAUGGGCAAAGCAGACAUGUGUUGUAUACAUUUUAAAAAGUUUGCCAACCAAAUUCACCCACAAUAUUAAUUAAUUAGAUGUACAUACUUUUAUGGAAUAUAUUUAACGAAAAUAACAAACUGCAUGCACAGAAAAUUACAGUGGUGAACUACAGGUAAAGAUGGUAGCAUUGUUAUAAUAAAAAUAUUAGAGUAUCACAGAUUACAAUAAAUGAGAUGGGGUAUCUUCAUCAGUAUCUGAAUGUUUGCUGGGUGAAAUGGGAAUUCAUUUUCUCAUUUUUAUUUUGUUUUAUAUAUUUUUUUUUUUUAUAACUCAUUGUUUGUUGUUCCUCCAGGAAAGAGAAUAUGUGUUGGAGAGGGUCUAGCUCGCAUGGAGAUCUUUCUGUUCCUCACCUACAUCCUACAAAAGUUUAAUUUGGAAUGUAACAUAAAGGCUGAAGAUAUCAAUAUCUCCCCUAUACCUUUCAGACUAAACUUCGCACCACGACCCUAUGAGCUCUCUGUGAACCUGCGGUGA
This is a messenger RNA of Pelobates cultripes (western spadefoot toad), 16364 nucleotides long. The record is from the annotation of a GenBank genome assembly. Lineage: Eukaryota; Metazoa; Chordata; Amphibia; Anura; Pelobatidae.